Molecule: messenger RNA, 1803 nt
Organism: Alternaria metachromatica
Lineage: Eukaryota; Fungi; Ascomycota; Dothideomycetes; Pleosporales; Pleosporaceae
Exons: 3
Coding region: 1-1803 (600 amino acids)
Cellular component (GO): mitochondrial matrix
Molecular function (GO): methylisocitrate lyase activity; isocitrate lyase activity
Source: RefSeq, a predicted model, not a curated record
AUGCUACGCACAGUAUCGCGCUCCAUCGCGCGCCAGAGCCGAUCGUCGAGGAUAGCAAGCCGAACACCACAACUCCUACGCCCACUUUCCACCACGGCAAUUCGCAUGUCGAGCUCGACACUCAAGAAUGUAGACCCUCCCGUAUCGUCAGCGCUCCCUGGCGAUUCCUUCCAGCUGCUCCCCGAAGCUUCGAAAGCGGGCCAGGCGGAGGAUGCGCUCUUCGAGGAGCAGGUACAAGCCGUCAGGGACUGGUGGGCGUCACCGCGGUAUAAGGGCAUCAAGCGCCCCUACUCUGCGGAAGAUGUCGUGAGCAAGCGGGGGGCGCUCCAGCAGUCAUAUUCCAGCUCGUUAAUGGCACGGAAGCUAUUCAACCUUCUUGAAGAGAGGGCAGCCAAGGGCGAACCAGUACACACCAUGGGCGCGAUUGACCCCAUCCAAAUGUCUCAACAAGCUGCAAACCAAGAAGUCCUCUACGUUUCCGGAUGGGCAUGCUCCUCCGUCUUGACCUCCACGAACGAAGUCUCCGCCGAUUUUGGCGACUACCCAUAUAAUACCGUACCGAACCAAGUCCAGCGGCUGUUCAAGGCUCAGCAACUACACGACCGCAAGAACUGGGAUGCAAGGAGGAAGAUGAGUGCGGACGAGCGCGCAAAGACACCUUACUUGGACUACAUGAGGCCAAUCAUUGCUGAUGGUGACACUGGUCACGGGGGUCUGUCUGCAGUCAUCAAGCUGGCAAAGCUGUUCGCUGAGAACGGAGCCGCAGGUGUUCAUUUCGAAGAUCAACUCCACGGCGGAAAGAAAUGCGGACAUCUUGCAGGCAAGGUGCUCGUACCGGUCGGCGACCACAUCAACCGCCUGGUAGCCGCACGAUUUCAAUGGGAUAUGAUGGGCUGCGAGAACCUUGUCAUUGCGCGCACUGAUUCGGAGAGCGGCAAGCUCAUCUCCAGUGCGGUCGAUGUGCGAGAUCACGAGUUCAUCAAGGGCGUCACAGAAGACUCCGAGCCCCUGGCCGAAACACUGCAGAACAUGGAGGCAGCUGGCGCACCAGGCAAAGAAAUCGACCAAUACGAGGCUGCGUGGGUGAAGAAACACAAGCUUGUAACCUUCGACGAGGCUGUGGUUCAGCACCUCGAGAAAGAGAGUGCAUCUCAAUCAACCAUCGAUUCAUACCUCAAUGAGACCAAGCAGAACCCGGACUACUCUCUUCUCAAACGCCGGAAAGUCGCAGAGAAGUACACCAAAACGCCCGUGUAUUUCAACUGGGAUAUCCCCCGUACACGUGAGGGUUUCUACCACUACAAAGCCGGCGUCGCUGCCGCGACCAAACGCGGUAAAGAAUACGCUCCGUACGCAGAUCUUCUCUGGGUCGAGACGGGCGAUCCGAAUGUGCAAGAAGCAGCCAAGUUCGCCGGCGAGAUUCGCGCCGUUCACCCCGACAAGAAGUUCGUGUACAACCUCUCCCCCAGCUUCAACUGGAUGGGCCAAGGCUUCUCCGAAGAAGCGCUCAAGUCAUUUGUGUGGGAUCUGGCGAAACACGGAUUCGUCUUCCAGCUCAUCUCGCUUGCCGGAGUACACUCCACUGCCACGAUUACCUGCGAAUUAAGCAGGGCAUUCAAGGAUGAGGGUAUGCUUGCGUACGUCAAGCUGGUACAAGCAAGGGAGAAGGAGCUGGGUUGCGAUGUGCUCACACACCAGAAAUGGUCUGGCGCAGGCUACAUUGAUGGCAUUUUGGGAGCGAUCCAGAGUGGCAGCUCGGGCAGCAAGAGUAUGGGCGAGGGAAACACUGAGACGGGUUUCUAG